This is a messenger RNA of Fusarium graminearum PH-1, 2277 nucleotides long. Its product is annotated as heat shock protein 70. The transcript has 2 exons. The coding region runs from base 118 to 2079 and encodes 653 amino acids. Gene Ontology annotation, molecular function: heat shock protein binding; ATP-dependent protein folding chaperone; ATP binding. Gene Ontology annotation, biological process: vesicle-mediated transport; protein refolding; cellular response to unfolded protein. The record is from RefSeq and is a predicted model, not a curated record. Gene Ontology annotation, cellular component: plasma membrane; cytoplasm; cytosol. NCBI's taxonomy places the organism in Eukaryota, Fungi, Ascomycota, Sordariomycetes, Hypocreales, Nectriaceae.
CAAAAGCCUUCAAAUACCACGAUCUGCCUUUGAAGCAAACCGCGUUUCCUUUUCCUUUUCUUAUCCCUAAUCUCUCAUACAUACUCUCUACACAUUCAAACACACACAUCACACAAAAUGGGUCCCGCCGUCGGUAUCGAUUUGGGUACCACGUACUCUUGCGUGGGUAUCUUCCGUGAGGAUCGAUGUGAUAUCAUCGCCAACGACCAGGGUAACCGAACUACCCCCUCAUUCGUCGGUUUCACCGACACCGAGCGUCUGAUUGGUGAUGCCGCCAAGAACCAGGUCGCCAUGAACCCCCAGAACACCGUCUUCGACGCCAAGCGAUUGAUCGGCCGCAAGUUCGCCGAUGCUGAGGUCCAGGCCGAUAUGAAGCACUUCCCCUUCACAAUCAUCGACAAGGCUGGCAAGCCCGCCAUCGAGGUUGAGUUCAAGGGUGAGAAGAAGACCUUCACCCCCGAGGAGAUCUCCGCCAUGAUCCUCACCAAGAUGCGUGAGACUGCUGAGUCUUACCUCGGUGAGACUGUCAACAACGCCGUUGUCACCGUCCCUGCCUACUUCAACGACUCUCAGCGUCAGGCUACCAAGGAUGCGGGUCUCAUCGCCGGUCUCAACGUUCUCCGAAUCAUCAACGAGCCUACCGCUGCCGCCAUUGCCUACGGUCUUGACAAGAAGGUUGAGGGUGAGCGCAACGUCCUCAUCUUCGAUCUUGGUGGUGGUACCUUCGAUGUCUCUCUCCUUACCAUUGAGGAGGGUAUCUUCGAGGUCAAGUCUACUGCCGGUGACACUCACUUGGGUGGUGAAGAUUUCGACAACCGCCUCGUUAACCACUUCGUUAACGAGUUCAAGCGAAAGCAUAAGAAGGAUCUAAGCACCAACGUCCGUGCUCUUCGACGUCUCCGAACCGCUUGUGAGCGCGCCAAGCGAACUCUCUCUUCUUCCGCUCAGACCUCCAUUGAGAUCGACUCUCUCUUCGAGGGUAUUGAUUUCUACACUUCCAUCACCCGUGCUCGUUUCGAGGAGCUCUGCCAGGAUCUCUUCCGAUCCACCAUCCAGCCCGUCGACCGUGUCCUUACCGACGCCAAGAUCGACAAGUCCCUCGUCCACGAGAUCGUCCUCGUCGGUGGAUCUACCCGUAUCCCCCGUGUCCAGAAGCUCAUCACCGACUACUUCAACGGAAAGGAGCCCAACAAGUCCAUCAAUCCUGAUGAGGCUGUUGCCUACGGUGCCGCUGUCCAGGCUGCUAUUCUCUCUGGUGACACCUCUAGCAAGGCCACCAACGAGAUUCUGCUCCUCGACGUCGCCCCCCUCUCUCUCGGUAUCGAGACCGCUGGUGGUAUGAUGACCAAGCUCAUCCCCCGCAACACCACCAUUCCCACCAAGAAGUCCGAGGUCUUCUCUACCUUCUCCGACAACCAGCCUGGUGUCCUUAUCCAGGUCUACGAGGGUGAGCGCCAGCGCACCAAGGACAACAACCUCAUGGGCAAGUUCGAGCUCACUGGUAUCCCCCCUGCUCCCCGUGGUGUUCCCCAGAUUGAGGUCACCUUCGAUCUCGAUGCCAACGGUAUCAUGAACGUUUCCGCCGUCGAGAAGGGUACCGGCAAGUCCAACAAGAUCGUCAUCACCAACGACAAGGGCCGCCUGUCCAAGGAGGAGAUCGAGCGCAUGCUCAACGAUGCUGAGAAGUACAAGGAGGAGGAUGAGGCCGAGGGCAAGCGUGUCGCUGCCAAGAACGGUCUUGAGUCUUACGCUUACUCUCUCCGCAACACUCUCUCCGACCCCAAGGUCGAGGAGAAGAUUGAGGCUUCCGACAAGGAGACCCUCACUGCUGAGAUUGACAAGGUCGUCCAGUGGCUCGAUGACAACCAGCAGGCUACUCGUGAGGAGUAUGAGGAGCACCAGAAGGAGCUCGAGGGCAAGGCUAACCCCAUCAUGAUGAAGUUCUACGGAGCUGGUGGUGAGGGUGCUCCCGGUGGCAUGCCCGGCAUGCCCGGCGGCCCUGGUGGCUUCCCUGGUGCUGGUGGCCCCGCCCCCGGUGCCGGUGGUGACGAUGGUCCCACCGUCGAGGAGGUCGACUAAAUUCUUUGAUACCCCAAUAACAUCAGUCUCGACUUCUAGAGCGGUCAUGUAUCCAUGGGUAUAAUGCGGAGGCUAGUCGUUUUCAUGGGAUGAUGAGAUUAGAUUUUCCUUUUUUCUGUUUUUAUGCGACUUUACGGUUAUGAAAAGCUAAGGUGGUCUAUGUACUUUAAUGAAUCAAUGAAUCAUACAUUCAUAAAA